AUGAGUAUUUGUCGACAAAUUCGUUUAGUUUUAUGGAAAAACUUUACCUUCCGACGUCGACGAUGGGCUCGAGUACGAACAAGAAAUUUAACAUUUUAUUAUGAUGUCUGUCAUAAUGAUCCACAAUAUCUUGGAUCAACGGGAUGUUUACCUGCAUUACAAAGUUAUAUUUGUCAAUGGAAUAAUAGAUGUCAUAAUCAGUCGAAAACAGUGGAUGAAUUUAAUGAAAAUUCCUCACUUUGGAAACAAAUUUUAAAUUUAGCUGGGAGUCUUUCAAUUAUUUUAAACAAUAAUGAAACAUCCGGUUAUUUAAGGAAACUUUUUUUCUCAAUUUAA
This is a messenger RNA of Rotaria sordida, 336 nucleotides long. The record is from the annotation of a GenBank genome assembly. Lineage: Eukaryota; Metazoa; Rotifera; Eurotatoria; Philodinida; Philodinidae.